AUGUUAACCGCACAUCACCCACAAAAUAAGACGACACAAAUGUCAUUGGUGAAGCCAGAUGGAAAUUUAGAUAAUGUUAUUGUGAUCUGUCAACUAUUAGAUCAAUCCUGUGGAAACGGCUCGAUUGUGACUAACGGGACUAUUCUUGUGGAGACAUGCUUGCAAAAUCCAAGCAGUACAACCUGUGAAAUCAGAUUUCAACCGAUGAUAGCAGGAGGUAAUUAUGCAUGUAAUGCAACUACGAUAGAAGACUGGAUAUGA
Messenger RNA from Didymodactylos carnosus, 261 nucleotides. Lineage: Eukaryota; Metazoa; Rotifera; Eurotatoria; Philodinida; Philodinidae. The record is from the annotation of a GenBank genome assembly.